AUACCUAGUCAGAAAGAAGAACUAAAGUAUAUGUUGGAGUGGUCUGAACAAUAUUCUUAUGCUUUUCCAAGAUGGUUCGGGAUAUUUUUUUCUUCUGUAAUUGUCACUCACCCAGAAUAUGUUAAAACUUUGUUUGCCAGAGGAGAUCCAAAGCCUGAAUUCAUCUAUGCACCUUUGAUUCCUUGGAUCGGAAAAGGACUGCUUGUCUUAGGUGGCACAAAAUGGCAUCAGCACAGACGGUUGUUAACACCAGCUUUUCACUAUAAUAUUUUGAAGCCCUAUGUGGCAUUAGUUGCAGAUUCCACCAAAAUUAUGCUGGAUAAAUGGGAGAAACUGAUUGCAAAGGAGCCCAUGAAGUCUUUGGAGAUGUUUGACCAUAUUAGUUUAAUGACUCUUGACAGCAUCAUGAAAUGUGCAUUCAGUCACAAGAGCAAUUGCCAAACUAACAGAGACCUGGAUUAUUAUGUCCAAGCUGUGUCAGACUUAACUUUCCUGUUGUUUCGGAGAAUUACCUCUACUAUACUUCGGAGUGAUUUCCUAUAUUCAUGUACCUCAUCAGGACAGUGUUUUAAACAGGCUUGUAAAUUGGCACACCAGCAUACAGAAAAAGUAAUUGAAGAGAGAAAGAAAUCACUGCAUAAUGAAAGAGAGCUUGAAAAGAUGCAAAAGAAGCGACAUUUGGAUUUUUUGGACAUUCUUCUUUGUGCCAAA
Molecule: messenger RNA, 711 nt
Organism: Thamnophis sirtalis
Lineage: Eukaryota; Metazoa; Chordata; Lepidosauria; Squamata; Natricidae
Source: RefSeq, a predicted model, not a curated record